ACUGCUAUGGGCUAAUAUCUGAUCAUGUAUUACACUGCUAUGGACUAAUAUCUGAUCAUGUAUUACACUGCUAUGGGCUAAUAUCUGAUCAUGUAUUACACUGCUAUGGACUAAUAUCUGAUCAUGUAUUACACUUCUAUGGACUAAUAUCUGAUAAUAUAUUACACUGCUAUGGACUAAUAUCUGAUCAUGUAUUACACUGCUAUGGACUAAUAUCUGAUCAUGUAUUACACUGCUUUGGACUAAUAUCUGAUCAUGUAUUACACUGCUAUGGACUAAUAUCUGAUCAUGUAUUACACUGCUUUGGACUAAUAUCUGAUAAUAUAUUACACUGCUUUGGACUAAUAUCUGAUCAUAUAUUACACUGUUGUUGACCAAUAUCUGAUUAUAUAAUUUACUGCUAUGGACUAAUAUCUGAUAGUAUUCCUGCUUUCAGGUAAAUGAAACCAAACUCAAAGCACACAUUUAUAUUUAUACCAUCUCAGAAACAGUUAUUUUGUUCAACAGAUUUGUUCUUGUGUAUAAUCCUAUAAUAAUCUUUUUGAGUCUGAUGAAUAUCAGUCCAUUAUAAUUAUUAUGUUUUUUGUGUUCAGAUGUUCCUCAUGAGAGAGCAGGUGGAUGUGAUCUGCAGUAAAUCAGUAGAAACUGAUCUGUCCAUGCUGGAUAUUGAUGAUUUCAUCACAGAAAUCUCUCAGCUGAAGAAAGAGUUGAUGUCACUGAAGACAAAGCUGAUGGAGAGAGACGACAGGUUACAGGAGCUGGAAAAAGUUUCCUGUCAAUCUUCAGUGUGUGUGACUGAUGGGACCUCCACAGAAUGUCGGGAUUCAGUGUGGAGUGGCAGAGAUCAGUCCACACCACAGCGGCUGCUGGACAAACUCUCUGAACAAAGAUACAGAGACACACAGGACUCACAGCUCACUUUACUCUGUUCUACUGAUGGUAUUCAGGGUGAUCAAACCUCUACAGAGUCUCUGACAUCUGUCUGUAAUGCUGGAGAACAGCAGGUGCUGCAGACACCAGUGAAGAUUGAAGUGAAGCUGCUGGACUGCAGGAACCUGAUGAAGAUGAGUGGAGAAAUCAAAGUAGAGGAACAACAGAGUAAUGAGGGUGAUGAUGAUGAUCAAACCUCCACAGAGUCUCUGGCUUUUGUCUGUAACACUGGAGAACAGCAGAUGCUACAGACAACAGUGAAGAUGUGUUCAGUGAAGCUGCUGGACUGCAGGAACCUGAUGAAGAUGAGAGGAGAAAUCAAAGUAGAGGAACAACAGAAUAAUGAAGAUGAUGAUGAUCAAACCUCCACAGAGUCUCUGGCUUCUGUCUGUAACGCUGGAGAACAGCAGAUUCUGCAGACACCAGUGAAGAUUGAAGUGAAGCUUCUGGAGAUGAGAAGAGAAAACACAGUAGAGGAACAACAGAGUGAUGAAGAUGAUGAUGAUUUUAUUCCUUCAGAGCUGAUGGAAGUGAAAGAGGAAAGUCAAGAGCUGAAUGAUGUGGAGGAGAAACGUCUGUAUCAGAAACAUCAUGAUUUCACAACUGGAGAGAAAUCUUUGAGUGACUCAAAGACUAAGAAGAAUUUAUCACCAGAAAAACCUCAGAGAAAAGUAGCCAAAAAUACUUUCAUCUGCUCACAGUGUGGAAAGAGUUUCAAAUAUAAAAGUCAGCUUAAUACCCACAUGAGAGUUCACACAGGAGAGAGACCUUACACAUGCCAUCAGUGUGGAAAAAGUUUUGCAUAUCCAGUCGAUUUUAAGAAUCAUCUCCGCUAUCACUCUGGAGAAAGACCAUUUGAAUGUGAUCAGUGUGGUAAAACAUUUGUUUUAAAUUCAGGCCUAAAACAACAUCUACAAACUCACACAGAUGAGAAGUACAAGUGUUCUUUUUGUGGAAAGAGUUUUGCACACCUGUCCUAUUUUAAAGAACAUCAGAAAAUACAUACUGCUGUGGGGGCUCAUAUGUGCUUUGAAUGUGGGAAGAUCUUUAUUAAAGCCAGCCACUUGAAACAGCACCAAAGAGUUCAUACUGGAGAGAAACCUUACAAGUGCUCUUCAUGUGGAAAUAGUUUCACUCAGUCACAAAACCUGAAAGUACACGAGAGAAUUCAUACUGGAGAAAAACCUUACAAGUGCUCACACUGUGAAAAGAGUUUCACUCGGUCACAUUGGCUGAAAAAACACAAGAAAAUCCAUACAGGAGAGAAACCUUACAAGUGCUCAUACUGUGAAAAGAGUUUCACUUGGUCAAUAAGCCUAAAAGAACAUGAGAGAAUCCAUACUGGAGAAAAACCUUACAAGUGCUCUCACUGUGAAAUGAGCUUCACUUGGUCAAUAAGCCUAAAAAAACAUGAGAGAAUUCAUACUGGUGAGAAACCUUACAACUGCUCUUCAUGUGGAAAGAGUUUCUCUUGGUUACAAUACCUGAAAAAACAUGAGAGAAUCCAUACAGGAGAGAAACCUUACAAGUGCUCACAGUGUGAAAUGAGUUUCACUUGGUCAAGAAACCUAAAAUCACAUGAGAGAAUCCAUACUGGAGAGAAACCUUACAAGUGCUCUUCAUGUGGAAAGAGUUUCAAUCUGUCACAAAACCUGAAAACACAUGAGAGAAUUCAUACUGGAGAGAAACCUUACAACUGCUCUUCAUGUGGAAAGAGUUUCACUCAGUCACAACACCUGAAAAAGCACGAGAGAAUUCAUGCUGGAGAGAAACCUUACAAGUGCUCUUCAUGUGGAAAGAGUUUCACUCAGUCACAACACCUGAAAAAACAUGAGAGAAUUCAUACUGGAGAGAAACUUUACAGAUGACCAGGUGUUGAUGUGAGCAGAACCCUACUAAAUGUGUUGAAGUUAUUUUUUUUCUCCAAUGUAUAAAGGUCCUAAUUUUCACAACUUGGGUUUUCUGGAGUACAUACACUGACUGAGCACUUUAUUAGGAACUCUGUACUAAUACUGGUGCUCUCAAAACAGCCUCAAUUCUUCACAAUAUGUUGGAAACAUUCCUUUGAGAUUCUGGUCCUUGUUGACAUGAUUGCAUCACGCAAUUUAUGCAGAUUUGUCAGUUUCACAUUCAUUCUGUGAAUAUCCCGUUCUACCACAUCCCAAAGGUGUUCUAUUGGAUUCAUAUUCGGCUGAGAAGACCACUGAUGAACAGUGAUCUCAUUAUCAUGUUGAUGAAACCAGUUUGAGAUGACUUUUGCUUUGUGACAUGGUGCAUUAUAUCAUGGUGGAAGUAGCCAUAUGAAGAUGGGUAAAUUGUAGCCAAGAAGAGAUGCACAUGUUCAGCAACAAUACUCAAAUAGGCUGUGGCAUUCAAGCGAUGAUUGAUUGGAAUUAACAGGCCCAAAGUGUGCCAAGAAAACAUUCCCCACACCGUUACACUGCCACCAGCCUGGACUGUUGACACAAGGCAGGUUGGGUCCAUGGAUUCAUGUUGUUGGCACCAAAUUCUGAACUUACCAUCUGUGUGCCUCAGCAGAAAUCAAGAUUCAUCAGACCAGGCUUGGUUUUUCCAUUCUUCAACUGUCCAGUUUUGGUGAGCUUGUGCCCACUGCAGCCUCAGCUUUUUGUUCUUGGCUGACUGAAGUGGAACCCGACGUGGUCUUACUGUUGUAGCCCAUUUGCCUCAAGGUUCGAAGAGUUGUGCAUUCUGAGAUGUUAUCCUGAGUUAGCUGUCAGCUCAAACCAGUUUGGCCAUUCUCCAUUGACCUCUCUCAUCAACAAGGUGUUUCCAUCUGCAGAACUGCUGCUCACUGUUUUUUUUUUUUUUUUUUUUGGCACCAUUUGGAGUAAACUCUAGAGACUGUUGUUCGUGAAAAUCCCAGGAGAUCAGCAGUUACUGAAAUACUCCAACCAGCCUGUCUGGCACCAACAAUCAUGCCAUGUUCGAAAUCACUGAGAUCAAAUUUUUUCACUGAAAUCACUAAAGCUCCUGACCCAUAUCUGCUUGAUUUUAUGCAUUGCUGCCACGUGACUUGCUGAUAAGAUAAUCACAUGAAUAUGUAGGUGUGCAGGUGUUGCUAGUAAAGUGUUCGAUGAGUGUAGUUUUCUAUCCUGACCAGUGGCGAUUGCGUUAAAGGAAUAUUCCAGGUUCAAUACAAGUUAUAGCUCAAUCGAAAGCAUUUGUGGCAUAAUGUUGAUUACAAUAAAACUAUUUUGUCUCAUCUCUCCUUUUCUUAAAAAAAAGCAAAAGCAAAAGUCAAGGUUACGGAGGCAUUUGCUAUCAAAAUGAAUGGGCGAAAAAUGUGACGCUUAUAAUUUUAGAAAAGUACUUUCUUUAAUUUUUCUCUAUUAUUUGAGAUGUGAAGUUGUUUAAAACAUUAUUUUUAUGGUUGUUUUAAGGUUUAUGGCAUUAUGUCAUUGUAAAAUUGGACAGAACUGUACACAGAAAAGGUUAGUAAGCAAUUUUAUCCUGCAUAUUGUUUACAUCUUGUGGCUGUACUUUUUUUUUUCUUUUUUUUUUUCUUUUUCUCCCAAUUUGUAAUGCCCAGUUCCCAAUGCUUCCAAGUCCUUGUGGUCGUGUAGUGAUUUGCCUCAGUCUGGGUGGCGGAGGACGAAUCCUGGUUGAGCGCAUUGCCACGGAGACAUAGUGCAUGUGGAGGCUUCACGCCAUCCACUGCGGCAACCAUGCUCAACUCACCACAUGCCCCACUGAGAACGAACCACAUUAUAGCGACCAUGAGGAGUUUACCCUAUGUGACUCUACCCUCCCUAGCAACUGGGCCAAUUUGGUUGCUUAGGAGACCUGGCUGGAGUCACUCAGCACGCCCUGGGAUUCGAACUAGCGAGCUAGCGAACUCCAGGGGUGGUAGCCAGCGUAUUUUACCACUGAGCUAUCCAGGCCCCCCCCCCCUCCAUUGUGGCUGUACUUUAAAAACAGUGAGUAUUUUAACAUUUAUGGAUUGGCCCCAUUCACUUCCAUUUUAAGUGUAAGUGAAUAUUUUUUUUUUUUUUUUUUUUUUAAAGGAGGGAUAUGUCAAAAUUAAUGUAACAUGCAACAAAUGUGAUCGAUUGUGCUUAACUUGUAUUGAACCCGGAAUUGUAUUCUUUUGAAUCCUAUACAGGGAGCAGGCUUCCUUUAAAAUCUCAAAGAAAAAUGUGGCAAUGAUGAGUUCAUAUACAGUGCCUUGAAAAUGUACUCAGCCCCCAGUGCAGUUUUAAAAAAUUUUGGUGUCAAAUUCCAAGUUUAGAAUAUAUUAAAGUAUGAUGAUUUCCCCAGCUGGUACAGUGUGCCAAAUAAAAAUAAAAAAAAGUCCAAAACCUCAUUAAAUUGAAUUUUUUUUAUUAAACACAAAAUUUGUAUUCGAUUUUAAGUGUUCAUACCCUUCAUAAUUACUAGGUUAAUUACUGGCUGUGACUGAAAAUAAUGUCCAUGGCUCAACAAUCUCAAAACUAUUGCACAAAAAGGGGCUGUACGGCAGAGUGGCUAGAAAGAAGCCUUGGCUGGAAAAAAAGCCCAUGCUUGCCCGUAAAGACUUUGCAAUGUGUCACUCGGAUACUUCAAAGAUGUGCAGAAGGUCUUGUGAUCUGAUGAGACUAAAGUGGAACUCUUUGGCUUAAACACUUAACGGUAUGUGUGGUGUAAAGCCAACUGUCAUGUGUAUUUUGUUGAUUCAUGUCUUUUAUUUUGAAAAGUUUAGUUCCUGUUCCCUUGUCUUGUGACUUCAUGUUUUCCCUCCAUGUUCAUGUGUCACAUUUUCAUUGGUUGAUUGUUUAAUUAGCUUGUUAUCAGUUCUGUUUGUUCAUUGGUUUAUGUUCCCCCAUGUCCAUGUAUUUAAGCCCUCAUGUUCACCAUUGUCUUUUGUCAAGUAUUGAAUGUGAAUGUAUGUGGAUGUGUUUUGUUCAAGCCAAGUCAUGUCAUGUUAUGUUAUGUUUAUGUCAAGUCAAGUUCAUGUUUAUGUUUCACGUUUGUAGUUAGGGUUACUGGUUAUCACGUUUGGAUUACUGCACUUGUAAAUAAACUGCACUUGGGUUCUCAUCUUCACGUCAUCGUCUUCAUCAUUGUCAGCAGUACCAGCAACGUUACACCAACACUGCACAUGAAAAAUAUACCAUCUCCACAGUGAAACACAUUGGUGGCAGCAUCAUGUUAUGGGCUGCUCUUCAGCAGUAGGGACUGGCAGUCUUGUGAAGAUUAAUGGGAUGAUGAAUUCUGCAAAAUACACAGAGAUUUUGGAUAAGAACCUACUUUCCUCUGCCAGAAAGUGUAAAAUUUGGAGUAUGUUUGUGUUUCAGCAGGACAAUGACACAAAGCUAGAGCAACACUGGAGUAGCUUAAAAUGAAGAAAAUGUAUGUCCUUGAAUGGCCCAGUCAAAGAGUCCUGACCUCAACCCUAUUGAACAUCUUUGGAGAGACCUCAAUACUGCUAUCCAUCGCCGAUCCCCCACUAAAUUGGUACAGCUUGAGCAAUUUUGCUACGAGGAUUGGGCUAAUAUUGCUCUAUCAUGUGCAAAGUUGAGACUUAUCUAAAAAGACUGAUGGAUUACCUUGAAAAAGCUGUGUAUGUAAAAAUAAUGUUUAUAAAUUACAUAUAAGUGUUUAUGCAUAUUAAUAUAUAUUAUGAGCAAAGAAAAGUGUAAAAUAUCAUUAUCAUGCUGUUCGUUCAAUUUGCAAUCUGCUUUUUUCUACAUGAAUGUCCAUAGAAGUCGGUACAUUCACAUUAUUAAACUUUUUCUGUUUACUGUAAAACGUAUCACAUAUGACCAUUAGAAUUAUACAGCCUAGGUGGAAUGAAUGUAACAUUGGCCUAGUGUACUUUAAGCUUAAUUGUUUAUGACUUAAUUAGGUGACACAAGAUUUAUGAUUUUUUUAGGCUUAACAUUUCCUUAAUAAAUGAGCAAAACUACUAAUUUGUA
Myxocyprinus asiaticus (Chinese sucker) is the source of this 6845-nucleotide messenger RNA. RefSeq names its product zinc finger protein ZFP2-like. The transcript has 4 exons. NCBI's taxonomy places the organism in Eukaryota, Metazoa, Chordata, Actinopteri, Cypriniformes, Catostomidae. The record is from RefSeq and is a predicted model, not a curated record. The coding region runs from base 594 to 2798 and encodes 734 amino acids.